AUGUCUUCUAAACAAAUUUCUACUGGCUACACAGUCGCUCUGAAUAAUGCUUCUGAUCCUGGACCGUCGAUAAAUAAUUCCAAGCAGGUCCUGCCCGAACUCGUAGAUACUGAUGAAUUGGACGAAAAACAAAAUAUUGACGACAGACACAGGGAUGAGGAUGUUAUGAUCGCAACGCACAAAGCUACUCUGAGAAACCCCAAUAUAGGUGAAGAUACAAAAGCGCAUAUUCGACAAGUCCUGUCCGAGCAUGGCGUUAAUAUCGAUUCAUAA
Molecule: messenger RNA, 273 nt
Organism: Kwoniella shivajii
Lineage: Eukaryota; Fungi; Basidiomycota; Tremellomycetes; Tremellales; Cryptococcaceae
Exons: 4
Coding region: 1-273 (90 amino acids)
Source: RefSeq, a predicted model, not a curated record